GAGCCCGUGCGGAGAGAGCCUCCAUCACGCAAGCGCACUAGCGAGUUUCUGAGCGGAGGCAGCGAACUACUCUUCCCAGUGCUUUUAAGCAACGGAAAUGACGUAAUAGCAGACAGAGCUGGAGGGUUUGGGUAAAAAUGGCUGAAUAUUUAGCAUCGAUAUUCGGGACUGAGAAGGACAAGGUUAACUGCUCUUUUUACUUUAAGAUCGGGGCCUGCCGGCACGGGGACCGGUGCUCCCGGCUUCACAACAAGCCGACUUUCAGCCAGACCAUAGUGCUGCUCAAUCUGUAUCGGAAUCCACAGAACACCGCCCAAACCGCAGACGGAUCGCACUGUCACGUGAGCGACGUGGAGGUGCAAGAACACUACGAUAACUUCUUCGAGGAAGUGUUCACCGAACUGCAGGAGAAGUACGGGGAGAUUGAAGAGAUGAAUGUGUGCGACAACCUGGGGGAUCACCUCGUGGGCAAUGUUUAUGUCAAGUUUCGGCGCGAGGAAGAUGCAGAGCGGGCAGUGGUUGAGCUCAAUAACCGCUGGUUCAACGGGCAAGCUGUGCAUGCCGAGCUGUCUCCCGUCACCGAUUUCCGGGAGUCGUGCUGUCGGCAGUAUGAGAUGGGGGAGUGUACCCGCGGUGGUUUCUGCAACUUCAUGCACCUGCGACCCAUUUCCCGCGACCUCCGGCGGCAACUCUACGGGCGGGGACCCAGGCGCAGGUCACCCCCAAGGUCCCAUACUGGCCACCGUCCCCGAGAAAGAAAUCGACGACGGUCCCCAGACCACCGGCAUGGCCGUUUCUGAGACCCUGACCCCCUUGCCCUCCAGCCUUGGCAGGCAUAGAUGUUCCUGGCCAGGACAUCUCCUGAAAGCUCCCUUAACUUCCCAGUGACAUCUUCUCCAGACUCUGUGUCUCCAUGAUGUAACACCUUCAACACAGGGAACUUCUAUUGCCCCUCCCCUAAUAAAAUUCUGUACUGAGGGUUUAGA
This is a messenger RNA of Cervus elaphus (red deer), 986 nucleotides long. RefSeq names its product U2 small nuclear RNA auxiliary factor 1 like 4 (gene U2AF1L4). NCBI's taxonomy places the organism in Eukaryota, Metazoa, Chordata, Mammalia, Artiodactyla, Cervidae. The transcript is spliced from 8 exons. Gene Ontology annotation, molecular function: pre-mRNA 3'-splice site binding; metal ion binding. Gene Ontology annotation, biological process: mRNA splicing, via spliceosome. Gene Ontology annotation, cellular component: spliceosomal complex; U2AF complex. The record is from RefSeq and is a predicted model, not a curated record. The coding region runs from base 138 to 800 and encodes 220 amino acids.